AUGCUCGCCCCGCUGCUGCUACUACGCUAAUAAACAGUCGUUAUGUUUUAUGUUGGGAUUCGUCCUUCCAUGGAAACGGCAUCCCACAUCUGAUGACCCGGGAACUGAACAAAGCGCACCACCAUGGCUGACCCAGAAGCCCUCACCGCUCUGCGCCGGCAAGUGCAACAACUUCAACAGGAGCUGCAGACCAAGCAACAGCAGCAUUCUCACAACGCCUCCACAACCGAGGCCGUGCUUGCCAGUUCCGCUGACGACGUGAGAGCUCCCACAGGAAGCAUCCCGCACGCUGUCUCAUACGGCACCUGGCGUGUCGCUGUCAAGCUCCCGCCGUUUUGGGCGGACUCGCCUGACGUAUGGUUCGCCCAAGUCGAGGCCCAGUUCUCCCUGGCGCGCAUCACACAAGACCGGACCCGCUACGACUACGCCGUCGCCCACCUGGACGCCCGCUACGCCAACGAGGUCCGGGAUAUCCUCGCCAACCCACCAACGGCCAACCUGUACGAAUACCUCAAGACCGAACUCAUCCGCCGGCUGUCACUCUCGGAAGACCAGAAAUUGCGACAACUUCAGUCCGCAGAACUUGCCGAGCGCAAACCUUCGCGGUUACUCCGCCACAUGCGUGCUCUCGCGGGUAACAUGGAAGUCCAGGAAUCUUUGCUGCGAUCACUCUGGCUCCAACGACUUCCCCUGCACGUUCAGGCAAUUCUGCGGGCUCAGCUGACGCUACCUCUCUUCCAACUUGCCGAGGUCGCUGAUUGCGUCAUCGAGGUCUCCUUGCCGCAGUUGUCGCCCACCAUCCAGGCUGUCGCCGCACCGCUGAACACCACGGAGCUUGCACGCCGUAUAAACGACACCGACCGGCAGCUCACCUUCAUUGAACAACGCCUGGGUGAAGGUCUUCCGAUGCACCAGCGCCGCCACUCGCAAAGCCGCGACCGUAACACCACUUCGUCGCGGCAACCCGACAACGGCCGCCCGUGUUAUUACCACCGACGCUUCGGGGACAGAGCCCGGCAAUGUCGACCACCCUGUUCCGCUGGACAUGCGGAAAACGCCAACGGCAGCUCGUAG
Messenger RNA from Rhipicephalus sanguineus (brown dog tick), 1074 nucleotides. RefSeq lists its product as uncharacterized. The coding region runs from base 124 to 1074 and encodes 316 amino acids. The transcript has 2 exons. NCBI's taxonomy places the organism in Eukaryota, Metazoa, Arthropoda, Arachnida, Ixodida, Ixodidae. The record is from RefSeq and is a predicted model, not a curated record.